AUGGAUACCCCUAGUUUUGUUAACCUCCUCAAUAGCCAAAAUCCCGUUGAUCUUGAUGCACCUGAACAUGUUUGGAUGAGUAGCCAGAGUUCAAAUGUUAAGGAGAGGCGUAAGUGGUCUCCCAAAGAGGAUAAAAUCCUGAUUGGGGCUUGGCUUAACACAAGCAAAGACGCUGUGGUGAGCAAUGAGCAGAAAGCUGACGCUUUCUGGAAGAGAAUCGUUGAUUACUACAAUGCAAGCCCUCUCUUGGUUGGGACAGCACCUAGGGAGCUCGGUCAGUGCAAGCAGCGGUGGGCGAGGAUUAACGAGGGCGUCUAUAAGUUCGUUGGCUGCUACGACGCGGCUCUGAGGUGCCAGAGUAGUGGUCAAAACGAGGAUGACGUGAUGAAAGCUGCCUUGGACUUCUACUACAACGACCACUCCAUCAAGUUCAACCUCGAACAUGCUUGGAGGGAGCUCCGGCAUGACAGUAAAUGGUGCUCAACCUAUCUGCCUAAGGAGAAGCGCAAGCAAGUGUUGGAGGUUGAUGGAGAUGAGGAAGUGAGAGAACCUGAAGCAAGACCUAUCGGGGUAAAGGCUGCAAAAGCUGUUCUAAAGAGGAAGAAGAGCAGUAAGGAACUUGAGUUGUCAAAGUUAGAGGCCCUGUUUGAAAUAAAACAGAAACUCUCUAACCAAAAAAUCCUAGAACGUUUGAUAGCCAAACAAGACCCCCUCUCUGAGAUGGAAACAUCACUUAAAAACAAACUAAUGUCUGAGAUGUUACAGUAA
Messenger RNA from Brassica napus (rape), 768 nucleotides. Its product is annotated as glutathione S-transferase T3-like. The transcript has a single exon. Bases 1 to 768 code for a protein of 255 amino acids. NCBI's taxonomy places the organism in Eukaryota, Viridiplantae, Streptophyta, Magnoliopsida, Brassicales, Brassicaceae. The record is from RefSeq and is a predicted model, not a curated record.